Messenger RNA from Penicillium robsamsonii, 2646 nucleotides. RefSeq lists its product as uncharacterized. The record is from RefSeq and is a predicted model, not a curated record. NCBI's taxonomy places the organism in Eukaryota, Fungi, Ascomycota, Eurotiomycetes, Eurotiales, Aspergillaceae. The transcript is spliced from 6 exons. Bases 1 to 2646 code for a protein of 881 amino acids.
AUGGCUGGAUCUGCGGAGCAGCUCCGCAAAAUGCAAAUCCUUCAAAUGGCAGACCUAGGAACUGCUCGGCGUGAAAUGAUUUCCACUGCCGACUUGAAGAGGCAGCCUCGCACACAGCUUACCAAUAUCGAAUCCAAGCGAUAUCUCGAUCAAAGAGAUGAAGCUCAAUUGAGCAAAUGGGCAAAUCUGCACACUGAGAUCGGAGAUACUCGUGGCAUGGAAGAACUCGAUGACAUAGAUUGCGGCCAGUCUCACCGGGCUAAUUUGCACGCCAUGUUGCAUCCCAAUGGAAGUCAGCCACGCACUUAUGCCAAUCAUCCUCAUCCUCUUCCAUCUGCAGGUCGUGGUGGUGGUGGUGUCAUGGGGAAGAGAGGACGAGGUGGCUUUGUUCCCCCUCUCCCUGCUGCUCUCCCUCCUGCCCCUACAAGAACCUUCAUUAAUGCAACUGUCGUUCGCCCGGGACGCUCAGGGCGCCCAGGACUGCGCGGUCGCUCAACCACGAUGUCGGCCGGCAUUCAUUUAGACCCUGCGUUGAACUGCAAUACUGACGACGGUGAUACCUAUGACAAAGGAAGGGGACGUGGACGAGGCAAAGGCAAGGGCAGGGGUAACGCCCAAGGGCAGGUUUACAUCCCGUCCGCCCCUAUCAGGGUCCAGCGGCAGCCUCCAGCCGUCGACUUCGCCGCCAGAAUCUCUCAGCCUGGGGACUUCAUGUCCGUAGUUCAGUCCCGCCGAGCAACCGAAAUGUACAAAAAGCCUAUCGAUACAAGCUUCUCUGCGCCAAUGCACAUGACUGCUCCUGCGCAAAAGAUUACGUCUCUCAACGAGCCAAAGGUCAAUGUGCCUCUGGGCGGCACACCAAAGAAAGGAACGGCCACCGUUAUUGCACCCCCGAACCCUGGACCCUCGUUAGUGGUAGCAUCAAAACCGCUAUUUCAUGCUGGUUAUACCGAGGAGACCACGUCAUCCAAGCCCCAGUAUACUUCAAGCAGGAUUUCUCAGCCAUAUAUUGGACCCUAUCUAGUGGAAACACCCUCGCCAUCACCUCGUGUUGUUCCUAUUGACAAGACUGCGUCCUUCAAGUCCAGGAAAACCCAGCCCAGUACAUCCAAACCUACCCAACCACAUAAGAAAUACCCUCCUGUGGUAGCAGUCGCUGCAGAUAGGAUUCAAUGGAAGAUUUCGCCUGGCGAACAGCCACGAAAAAGGGCCGCGGCUUCCUCAAGCAAGGAGGCAGUCUUGUCUGGACGCUGCAUCCCUCUCGCCGAGGUCAAGAAAGCACCGGUAGCCAAAGCUCCCCAAACCAAUGACAGCAAGCGGGAUGUUGCUCCGGGUAGCCAGAAGGUGAAAACAAAGGAGAAAGUUCAGUCUCAAGACUUGCUCGGCGAGGAUGACUCCCCGGUGAAUGCAGCAACAAAGGUUCCGCGUCCUUUGAAGACAGUGGCCAUCCAGAGUCCAGGUACUACAGAAUUGGCAGGUCUUCAGUUUGCGGCGAAAGCCAGCGAGUCAGUGCGAGCCAAGAGCAUUGAUGAAGUCAUCUCCCCGAAAAGAACGAAUAAUGACAUCCCAGGAUCCCACGCUCACCGCAAUGAUCAGAGUCAAGAAGAUGACAGUUUCGUUGUCUCUGGUAGGCAGAUUAUUGCAGAACUUCGCGACAUGCGCGAAUACAUCCGUGCACCCCAUCAUAACUUGGCGACUACUCGGGAUAUCGAACGAAUACUUGAAGCUAAAUUGCUCCAACUGGUACCUAUCGCAUCUGCAUCAGCUACAUCACCUACAGCACCUGGAGCCUCAAAUAUCGGCACUCGGCUGGAUAAUUUGGUUGCAUCUAUAGAGUCCAUUUCGGCAUUGCAUCGACGAACUAAGGCUGUUGAAGCUUCUUCUAAUGCCCGGCGCGACCUUACUCCCUUUGAUGGCCACAGAUCGCCAUCUCCCCCUUCCUCCAGUUCGAGCUCACCUCCUUCUGCCGAUAAAAACGCGCACAAAGUACAUGUGCCCGGCCUUUCGCCGACCAGAAGUGAAAAUUCAGACAUCAUUUCUCAGUUCGAAACCCUCCAGGCGUCAGACAAAUUGGCUGCGCCACUGCAACCACAACGUGUUGUCUGUACUCCGGCUAUUCGCCCUCUGGAGGUCCCCAAGAGGACCAUCGCAUUCGAUGAGUCCGUUCAGGUCACUCCUGCUUUGGGAUCGGGUCCAAAGGACUCGGUAAAAAGGCCACUGACUCUCAAUGAUUCCAUCUUUGCAGGACCUGUUGGUCCUGUCACCUCGACUUCCAAGGUUAUGGAACCCAAUGCCAUGCGGUCCCAGACCACGACUCGGGCUCUGAGUGCAAACGUCCCCAACAUCCCCAGCCGACAGGGCGAAAGAGCCCAGCCAACCGGCGUUCGCACAGUUGGCCCUACGCCAUACAAACCCCGUGUGAUUGGUCCUGCUCCCUCGGUGUAUGAGCAAACGACGUUGCGCGACUUGUCAGGGGCUCAGAUUCGUACUGUCUCCGUCCAGCAGGCAGCCACGGAUACUCGCAUCGAAAACUACUCCUCUGCCAAUGUUGCAAGCGGUGCCCAGUCCAGCGGGACUGCUUCCGAGCAAGUUGAAGAUCGGCUGUUUCAAUGCCAGGCCCCACGACCAUUCAGCAACCCAAAGUGA